Molecule: messenger RNA, 2054 nt
Organism: Drosophila mauritiana
Lineage: Eukaryota; Metazoa; Arthropoda; Insecta; Diptera; Drosophilidae
Product: chymotrypsin BI
Exons: 3
Coding region: 694-2022 (442 amino acids)
Biological process (GO): proteolysis
Molecular function (GO): serine-type endopeptidase activity
Source: RefSeq, a predicted model, not a curated record
UAGACGCGAAGAAAGCAGUACUGGCGACUGGAGGUUACGACGCGCGUUGCGAUUUCAACUGGGGUUUUCAAAGCGGUUAAGUGUCCAGUAACCAGCGUAACGGCUUUGCGAAACGGGAAAACAAAAGUGACCAGUGGGUGAACGAGUGGCGGCAGGAGGCGAGCGGCGCGGAAGUGGGUUACAAGAGGAAGCAAAGGAAGUCAGGAAGUCCAGCUGGCGAAGGAAAAGCGGUUUCAACUGUCAAGGAAGCAGUGGAUAGAACGGAACAAGCAGCACAAGACUAUUAAGAAGCAGCAUAGCAAGCAGUUCAAGAUUUCUUGAGAAAUCUAAAUUUCAAUAACAAAAACCUUUUUAAAAUUUGUAAGCGGUGUGUAUUCAGGCCAGGAUAAAAGAUUAUUAUCUAAUUAUCUAAAAAGCUAUUGAGAAACUGAAAUAGGAAAAUCUUAUUAGAAUAGUCGCCAAAAUUAGCACGAAAGCAAGCCUCCACGAAGUUGUACCCCCUAGUACUUUAGUAUUCCUAUAAACGCUGAAGGUCCCGGAAGUAAGCAGUUUUAGAAUCCAGGCAUUCAGCUAAACAGGAAACCAUGCAAAGGAAACACAGUUAACAGUGAAAGCAGUCGAAUCAACAUAAGUGCCAGCAAUUGCACUCGCAAUUAAAAAUUAAAUGCGUGUGCGAACAAAGCGACCAAGCCAAUGUCAAAACAAUCUGCAAGUGCAAGUGCCACGCUGCUGCUGCUCAUUUGGCUGACAUGGCUAACGAUGCACUGCAUCGCGUUGGACUGGCAGCAGGUUAAGCCGAUGUACCUGGUGUCCAUGUACCCGGGCCCCGCGGGUCUCUCCACUUCCUCGUCCUCCCCAUUUUCCUCCUCAGCAUCCUCAUCCGGUUCCCUGGAGCACGAUGCGGAAAUGAGUGCCAGCAAUGUGGACAGUCGACACAUGAAGGGGUUGGGAAUGGGCAGGGAGAUGGGCGCUUUCAGCGAAGAGGACGAUCGGGAGCCACUGGUUCUCAAUUUGGAGACCACGCCGCUGAUGGAGAAGAUGCUGCCCGAGGGCGCGAUGGCGAUGGAUCGCAUCUUUGGCGGUGAUGUGGGCAAUCCCCACUGUUUUCCCUAUCAGGUGGGAAUGCUGCUUCAAAGACCUAAGGGUCUAUACUGGUGUGGUGGCUCACUGAUCUCUGAUAAGCAUGUCAUCACCGCGGCUCACUGUGUUGACAUGGCGAAGAGGGCCCUGGUUUUCUUGGGCGCCAAUGAGAUCAAGAACGCCAAGGAGAAGGGCCAAGUUCGACUGAUGGUGCCUAGCGAAAACUUCCAAAUCUACCCCACCUGGAAUCCAAAGAGAUUGAAGGAUGACAUUGCUCUGGUAAGACUGCCUCAUGCCGUCAGCUUUAAUGAGCGCAUACAUCCUAUUCAAUUGCCGAAGAGGCACUACGAGUACCGCAGUUUUAAAAACAAACUGGCCAUCGCAUCCGGUUGGGGUCGCUAUGCCACUGGAGUCCAUGCGAUCAGCAAUGUGCUGCGCUACGUCCAACUGCAGAUAAUCGAUGGACGGACUUGCAAGUCCAACUUCCCGCUAUCCUAUCGAGGUACAAAUAUAUGCACCAGUGGAAGGAAUGCGCGUUCAACUUGCAAUGGGGAUUCGGGAGGACCUUUGGUUCUCCAAAGGAGGCACUCGAAGAAGAGAGUCCUGGUGGGAAUUACAUCCUUUGGCAGCAUAUACGGUUGUGAUCGAGGCUAUCCAGCGGCCUUCACCAAAGUUGCCUCAUAUUUGGAUUGGAUCAGCGAUGAAACUGGUGUAAGUGCCCACCAGGAUACCACGGAGGCAAUAUUCUUCGAUCAGUAUGUAAGGGAAUAUGGAAAACCACGUCAAAGUCGACGCUUGGAAACGGAGGAGCAGUUGGAAGACGAUGUGCCCGACGAACUAGAUGUCCACCCGAGACCCGCUUCCGAUGAGGACAUCUCCGAGGAUGUCAGACCACGAACACGGUCACGCCCACACUCCGAACACGAGUUCUAUUUCUUGUAACCCAAAAAUAAACGUUUAUUUUAAGAUCAAAA